UCUGUGCUCUCAGCACAAGGCUGGCACGCUGCUCUCUGUGAACACAGCCCUGCUCUCCCUGUCUCUUGACAGCCUGGAAAAAAGACCUCAACACUAAUCCUAAAUUGUCUGCAGCUUUAGCAGCUUUUCUUUACCUCCAUCGAAAGUUUUUGGUUUUUGGUGGAAGGAUAGAGUGAAAAGAGUAAGGCAGUCUUCCAUUUCCAAAGCUGCAUUUCGUCCAAGAUGGCACCUGUGAAAUUUUGGGUGGCAGGACUCCUGCUUGUGCUCCUGUGCCCAUCCCAGGUCCCUUUCUCUGCUGUAGUAAGUGCCCAAGACUUGAGUGAAUUGGAGGAAAGCCUCCAUGCUAGAAAUGCUGAGGAGGCUGUGGCUGAAGAGGGAGAAACAGCUGAGGGUGAUGAUGGCACUGAGGAAGAUGAUGAACAGUUUGCAGAGGAGAAAGAUGAUGAAGAAUCAGAUAAUGAAGUAGGGGCUGAUGAACAGGUUGCAGCAGAUGAAGAACAGAAGGCUGAGGAGGAUGAGGAUGAUGAUGAUGAUGAGGAGACAGCAGAGGAAGAGGUCAAUGCUGAUGAUGAGGAAGAGGAGGAGGAAGAGGAAGAAGAUGAAAAUGAGGCUGCUGAUGGAGAAAACGAGGAUGAUGAGGAAGAAUAUGCAGCAGACGAGGAGGACGAGGAUGAAGAUGCCGAUGAGAAGGAUGUCGAGGAGGCUCAUGAGGAGGCCGAAGCUGAUAAUGAGGAAGAAGAGGAGAAUGAAGCAACUCAUGGAGAGGAGGAAGAGGAGGCUGACGGUGCUGAAGAGGAUACACCUGAGGAUGACGCCGAGGAUGAAGAUGAUGAGUCUGAAAGUAAAGACACAAAUGAGAACCAGGGUGACUCCGACGAAAAGGAGGCCAUUGCUGCCACACCACAGUUCCACUCUGGGUCUUUGUGUAGUGUCUGCUCCAUCUGUGAGCAUUGCUCUGAUAAUUGUGCCAAGUGCCCUUGUGAAGAAGGAGAUGAGUCAGAUCACUGUGCACACUGCCAAGACUGCUCAUCCUGCUACAUUUGUCCCAUUCUUUGUGACACAGUGUGCACACCUGGUGGCCUUGUUGAUGAGCUAACCGGGUCCCUUUUUCAGACUGUUGCCUCACUCCUCUAAGCUCCCUGCAAACUGUGUCCAUUUGGUCAAUCAGGAUGUGGUUCCUAGGAGGUUGUCAUGAAUUAUGCAAACAAAAGCAGAAAUGUAUUUAUGUUUUUAAAUCUCACUUAAAUAAAUCUUUAACUAGUCUUGUAAGAAGAACUUAGAUUGCACAGGUUUUCCGUUCAUAAUUUGUUUGUUGUCUUGUUUCUUAGUGUGUGUGUGUGUGUGUGUGUGUGUGUGUGUAUGUGUAUGUGUAUUAGCAUUUCUACUAAAGUCCCCAAAAUUCCAUAAGGUGAUAUUUUUACCUCUGCCAAAGAGAUUCUGUGAUUGGUUCAAGUUUGUGUGUUUGCCUGUCUGUUUGGUAGCAAAAUUACUCAAUAAAAUAUGAACAGAUUAGUAUUUAAAUUUUAGAAGUGGGUAAAAGUAAUUCACUUUUGGAGUAGGUCUGGAUCUUGAUCUAAGAAAUAUAUUUUUUGAAGAAUUAUUUUCCAUUGUGAGGUAGGGCAAAAUUGUAUAUUUACAUUUCCAAUUAGAUUUCAAAUUGGAAAAAAAAAAAAAAAAAUGAGAACAUUAACCCGAUUUCAAGAAAAUAUCCCAACUAAUCUGGAUCCAGAUCUCCAUCUGGAUACAGGAACUGAAUCUGUGCAAGGUUGCAGCCAUCUAUGAAAUGUUUUUCCUUUUUUAUUUAACUUGUAAGCAUUGAUGUUAAAUUAGGCUAAAUUAUUUCACCCUUAUAUUAAACCAGUGCUGUAUAUCCACCUGAGUGAUUACUAUGUUCUGAAAAAAGGCCUGAACCCAUGUUCUGUGUCUCCCCCAUGCUGGUUUAUUGUUGUAUACACAGAAGGCCCCCUCCCAUUGCUUACCAUAGUCUAUAUUACUAACGUGAAACAUACUGAGGCAGUUUGUCGCCCUUUCCUCACUGAUGGACUAAAUGGAAACAAGUUUUUAAUGUGACACUUCAAACCAAUGCAUCACUUUUCAAGCCUUAGAGACCUGAAUUCUGGAGAGUAAAGGUUUGAUCUGUCAGACUUUCAGCAGUUCCCCUUGAAGAUGUAUCUCCCCACUCUUGUACUGAUGUUUUCUCUUAACCAGAAUUCAAACCUGAAAUAUUUUAUCCAGGAAUAAAUAUAAAAUAUGAAGAUAAGCUGCAAUGAAGCAGUCAUGUGGACAAUUUUAAU
This is a messenger RNA of Archocentrus centrarchus (flier cichlid), 2294 nucleotides long. Its product is annotated as sarcoplasmic reticulum histidine-rich calcium-binding protein-like. Lineage: Eukaryota; Metazoa; Chordata; Actinopteri; Cichliformes; Cichlidae. The record is from RefSeq and is a predicted model, not a curated record. The transcript has 6 exons. Gene Ontology annotation, molecular function: calcium ion binding. Bases 223 to 1134 code for a protein of 303 amino acids.